CAGGGAUAUCGUGACGUCAAACGUAACGAAUUCUGAUUGGUCCAUUAAUGUGUGUCCUCACGCGGAUCGUCGUUUCCGUGGCAAGACCUUCAGCUUCGCUUGGAAGGUACUGAAAAGUGCCGCAUGCGGGGUGAAUAAGGUUGAAAACAUUAAUCAGCCAUGUUUCCCCGAAUCCAGUCGGCGUCCAUGUUAGUGGACAUGGGUUUCCACGUCCAGAAGCUUUCAGUAAGGUGUAGUCGUGGCUUCAAGAACGCUGCCCGAAACUACUGCCAAAAAGCCCCAAAAGAGGAGAAAGUAAUCGCAGGAACGCCCUACAAAAAGCUCUCAGUCGGAGUUCCCAAGGAAAGUUUUCCCAAUGAAAGGAGAGUAGCCAUUUCUCCGACUGCCGUCCAAGCGCUAGUAAAGAAAGGCUGGAAUGUGAACAUUGAAGAUGGUGCGGGGGUUGAAGCCAAAUUCACGAAUGCAAACUUCCAGGAGGUCGGUGCCAAGAUAACUGCAAAGAGUGACACGUACAAGUCUGACAUUGUGUUGAAAGUGAGACCACCAAGCGAUUCUGAAAUUCCGCUGUUUAAAGAGAAUGGUACCUUGAUCAGCUUUCUCUACCCACAACAAAAUGCAGAGCUUGUAAAGAAACUUGCCGCUCACAAACUCACCACAUUCGCCAUGGACAAGGUGCCAAGAAUCUCCAGAGCUCAGGUUUUCGACGCUUUGUCCUCCAUGGCCAACAUUUCUGGUUACAAGGCUGUGAUUGAAGCCGCCAACAACUAUGGCAGGUUUUUCAGUGGCCAGAUCACAGCUGCAGGCAAGGUGCCCCCGGCGAAGGUGUUUAUAAUCGGAGGCGGUGUGGCUGGUCUUGCAGCUGCGGGUGCAGCCAGAAACCUUGGAGCUAUCACGCGGCUCUAUGAUGUGAGGCCGGCGGUGAAGGAACAGGCAGAAUCUCUUGGAGCGGAAUUCUUAGAAGUCUCUGUUAAGGAAUCCGGCGCCGCGGCUGGUGGCUACGCCAAGGACAUUAAAGAAAUGUCGACAGAGUUCCAGGACGCUGUCAAGGCGCUGUACGCCAAGCAGUGCAAUGAGGUGGACAUCAUCAUCACCACGGCUCUCAUUCCUGGGAAAAAGGCCCCCAUUCUGAUCACAAAGGAAAUGAUAGAGACAAUGAAGCCAGGCUCGGUGGUUGUGGACCUGGCUGCUGAGGCUGGUGGGAACAUCGAGACAAUCCGACCAGGCGAGCUGUACAAGUACAAGGAUGUGGUACACAUCGGCUACACCGACCUGCCCAGUCGUCUGCCCACCCAGUCCAGUACGCUGUAUGGGAACAACAUCACCAAGCUGCUACUGUCUAUGGGAGAGAAGGACCACUUCAAUAUCAAUUUAGAUGACGAGGUUGUAAGAGGCUCUAUUGUCACAAAGAAUGGUGAGAUCCUUCCCCCAGCCCCGCCCCCACAGCUGGACGCUGCCGUGGCGGCAAAGCCCAAGGCCCCAGGGGUUGCACCCCCCGCCCCUGUGGACCCCAAGACGAGGACCUUCAACAACGCAAUGAGAUACUCUGGAGGUCUCGGCACUAUGCUGGCCCUUGGAGCUGUCUCACCUAACCCUGCCUUUACCACCAUGGUGACGACUUUUGGGUUGGCUGGAAUUGUAGGCUACUACACAGUGUGGAAUGUAACCCCAGCGUUACACUCCCCCCUCAUGUCCGUGACAAACGCCAUCUCUGGCAUCACCGCAGUUGGUGGAAUGCUGCUCAUGAGCAAAGGGUACAUGCCCACAAACACGGUUGAGACUUUGGCUGCAGUGGCUUGCUUUAUCUCCAGUAUCAACAUCGGUGGUGGCUUCACUGUGACCCAGCGUAUGUUGGACAUGUUUAGACGACCAGGAGACCCAUCGGAGCACAACUGGCUGUACGGGUUGCCAGCUCUAGGGUUUGUGGGUGGCUACGGGGCCCUGGCGGCUUCGGGCGCCUACCCCGACAUCCACCAGAUGACCUACCUGGCCGCGUCGCUGUGCUGCGUGGGUGCCCUCACUGGACUCUCCUCUCAGACCACCUGCAGGCUCGGUAAUGCUCUGGGAAUGAUCGGUGUAUCCUCAGGUCUUGCUGCCACAGUAGGAAUACUCGCACCCACACCUGAAUCAUUUGCACAGAUGGCUGCAUGUGUUGGAGCUGGUGGUCUCCUCGGAGUUGUUGGGGGCAAGAAAGUUGAGGUCACUGACCUUCCUCAGAUGGUGGCGCUGUUCCACAGCCUUGUCGGUGCCGCAGCGGUGGUGACGUGUAUUGCCAACUUUAUGGCAGAGCACCCACAUUUCGCCACAGAUCCAGCCGCUGGCGUUCAUAAGACAGCCCUGUUCCUUGGAACGUACAUCGGUGGUGUGACGUUUACUGGGUCCUUGGUGGCCUUUGGGAAACUUCAAGGGGUUCUUAAGUCCAACCCCUUGCUACUGCCUGGGCGACACCCACUCAACCUUGGCAUGCUGCUGGCCAACGUUGGUGCCUACGGCUACUUCAUGAUGGAUGGCGCCUACAUGAGCGGGCUGACCAUGCUUGCGUCAACCACAACUCUGUCCAGCGUGAUGGGUGUAACACUAACCAUGGCUAUCGGAGGUGCCGACAUGCCGGUGGUGAUCACCGUUCUCAACAGCUACUCUGGAUGGGCGCUCUGCGCUGAAGGCUUCAUGUUGAACAACAACCUGAUGACGAUCGUCGGCGCCCUCAUCGGGUCCUCUGGAGCCAUCCUGUCCUAUAUCAUGUGCAAGGCCAUGAACCGGUCCUUGGCUAACGUCAUUCUUGGAGGCUACAACAUUGGAACCAAGUCCCACGCUGGUGGUAAACCAAUGGAGAUCACAGGCACCCACACUGAGGUAGAUGUGACAGGCUGCACAGAGUACAUUGCGAACGCCAAGAACAUCAUCAUUGUCCCUGGUUACGGACUGUGCGUCGCAAAGGCCCAGUACCCGAUUGCAGAGAUGGUAGACUACUUGAAGAAGAAGGGAAAGCAUGUGCGCUUCGGAAUUCACCCAGUUGCUGGUCGUAUGCCUGGACAACUGAAUGUACUCCUGGCUGAGGCUGGUGUGCCAUACGACAUUGUACAGGAGAUGGACGAACUCAACCAUGAGUUCCCGGAUACUGACCUAGUUCUUGUCAUCGGCGCCAACGACACGGUUAACUCAGCUGCAGAGGAAGACCCCAACUCAAUCAUCGCUGGAAUGCCCGUGCUGCGUGUUUGGGUCGCGAAACAGGUUGUCGUAAUGAAGAGGUCUCUGGGUGUAGGAUAUGCCGCUGUUGACAACCCAAUCUUCUUCAAAGAGAACACCAACAUGCUGCUUGGAGACGCCAAGAAAACGUGCGACGCGCUACUGACUAGUGUAAAGGCGCACUACGGAGACUAACGAUUGCAUUGGAAUAGGAGUUAUGAAAUUUUUUAUCGACAUUGCCAGUGAUAACUUUUUUAUAUAACAUGCUUUGAAUUGAAUAAAGUGGUGAAUAUAUUCUAUGUUUCGAUAUAUAUGUGAACAAAACUUUUGUUUGGGUAAAUAUGCUUUACAUGUGGAAUUUAAUAUCUAUUAAGAGCAUAGAAUUAUCGCAAGGAACAGUGUUUGUUAAUUCAGGUGUUGUUUCAGAAGAUCAGCGAUUUUUUUCCUUCUUUAUAAAGUACCGGUACACGGCACUUUCACAAUAACGAAAAAACUACAAAUUUCCCAAUUUCUGUCCAAAAAAUUUCCAAUUUAAGGUAAAAAAAAAAAAUUUUUUUGGGGGGGGGGGGGGAAAUGCAACAUUUUGUUAGUUUCCCUAUGCAGCUCUAUGGUUUGAACCUAGGUAAAUAUAAUAUUGACAGCUUUAAAACACUUAGUUAUCAAUUGAAAAGUAUUUGGGAGCAUAAAAUCAAAUACACUAAUUUCCCAAUUUGAGGGUUUCAAGACUCGAUUUUCCCCAAUUUCAGGCUCUCACGACUCAAUUUUUCCCAAUUGGACCGGUACGGGAACUUUUCCCAAUUGGACAAAAAAAUCGCUGAAGAUGGAUUUAGUUUAUGAUUUUAAUUUGAAUAAUUACUUGGUAUGCCUUUUCAAUUGACUUUGAAUUUUUAGAUUGAUAUUUAAUUUGAUGAAUGAUUGGUUUUCAAAACGUGUUGUUCAAUAAAUCAUUGUUUUAUAGACUACAUUAAGUAGUCAGGUAGUCUUGAGAAUUCAUAUUUAAUAACCUUUUAAAAAAUUAGAAAAAAUAAAAUUUAAAAAAAUGAGCAGUUUGUAUAUAUAGUUUUUGUGAAGGCAGUGCCUUCACUUCUUUAUAUUGGAUUUGUUUUAAGAUUCAUUAAAAAGUCUAAGGAAAAGUUUGUGAUAAUGAUGAAUUUUCUGUAAAAUAUUUUUAUACCCAAUUAUCGUAGAGAUUAGGUCAUAUAUGCUUAUAAUAGUGUAUAUGGGAACUUAGUUGUGUGUUGUUGUUUUUUCGGAAGUAUUAUUUGUCUUUUUUCCCAAAAGAACACAUUUUUCAAUACUAAAAUAGAACAACAUACAUUUAAUGAUAUUUGCUGUUAAGAAAAACAGGGGAGGGGGGAUAAAAAAAUAUCAAAAUUAAAACAAAUGAAGUUCAAUGGUUUUAACAAAGCUGCAUACAUUUGACUUGGUUGGUCGCAUUUAUGAUUAUAGCAUUUUGUAGUUUCAUUGUAAUAACUAUUAGUAAGAGGUUUGCUAGUUAUGUAUUGGUGAUACAAAUGUUUCCAUCGUGUGAUGUGUUGAAAUAUUUAUUCAGGAAACACUAUGAUGUGCCAAGAGACUGAAUAAACAGUUUUCUCAGAUUUA
This is a messenger RNA of Dreissena polymorpha, 4785 nucleotides long. RefSeq names its product NAD(P) transhydrogenase, mitochondrial-like. Gene Ontology annotation, cellular component: mitochondrial inner membrane. Gene Ontology annotation, biological process: proton transmembrane transport; NADPH regeneration. The record is from RefSeq and is a predicted model, not a curated record. Lineage: Eukaryota; Metazoa; Mollusca; Bivalvia; Myida; Dreissenidae. The transcript has 18 exons. Gene Ontology annotation, molecular function: NAD binding; NADP binding. Bases 160 to 3378 code for a protein of 1072 amino acids.